Molecule: messenger RNA, 2511 nt
Organism: Amborella trichopoda
Lineage: Eukaryota; Viridiplantae; Streptophyta; Magnoliopsida; Amborellales; Amborellaceae
Source: RefSeq, a predicted model, not a curated record
CGUCUCACUCUCUCUCUCUAGAUUCCUGUGCACUUUUUUAACCCUCACUUUUCAGUUCUCACCAACACAUCACAAAACCUACUAUUUUUCUCACUCAAAAUUCAAUCCUUCAGGAAAUUUCUAGGGAUCUUUUCAGCCCCUCUCUCUCUAAAAUCUCAGUAAUUAGGGGUUCUUCAACGAGAAAACCCAAAUUUCAGUCCCCUUUUCAUCUCUCUUCUAUCUAGGCCCAUUUUUUUUCCUUUUAGGAUUUUCUACCAUCCUUCGCUUUUGCCUAAGAUUUAAUCUAUUUUUUGGUUUUUUGGUUUUUUUUUGUUUUAAACUUUUAGGUUUAUUGCUUCCCAAUGGGACAUUUACCUGAGACUUCUCUUUUCUGGUUUUUGUGUGGGCUUUUAGCUGGUGAUGAUCAGGCCUUUCCAUCUUAGAAAUUAGGGUUUCAUGAUCUUUUCUCUCUCAACACCAGCUUUUCUGUCUCAAUUCCACUUUUCAGCCUUUCCCUUUCGAAUUAGAGAGAGAGAAUAUAAGUUUUUUAGCUUCCUCACUCUGAACAAGUGGCCUUUCCUUCUGAAAUCUAGGCCCUUUUUCACUUGAGCCUGAAGCUUUCACAUCCAUACAGGGGUUUUCUCUCUCUAAAGAUUCUCUCUCUGGUCUACAAGAAGCUGAGAAGUGAGAACCAUUUGGUGGUGUUUUGCUUCUUUUCUAAGAUUUUACAAGCAAAAGCCAUUUUCUCUCUCUAGAGAUUCUCCCUCCUGCCAAACCAGAGAAAGAAAGGGUGCUAUUUUAAAGUUAAACUAUAACAAAAACCAGAAUAAAAAACAACCGCCUCCAUUAAAAAUUAUCCUUUUAUAUACCAGAAAAAACCAAACUUUUUGACAGGGUUUUAACUCCACCAACUUUACUAAAGAUUGCAGCUUCUGAGCCAUGAAUUGCAAAGAAAGAAAUCAAUAAUGAAACCCCAUCUGCUUCUUUGCUAAAUCCAUUUACUGAAAAACCCCACUUUCAAUUUACAGAAAAAACCCACUUUCACAAGUAACGAACAGGUCAUUAUUGACUUGGGUUUUCUAGGGUUUUGUCGAGACCAACUUCAUUAAAGGUUGUAACUUUCACCACCUCAGGGAAGAACAGAAGAACAGUCUGGUGUUUGGUUGGUCUUGGAUUUCAGCAAAAGGAGCAAUGGUAGAGAGAGAAAGGGGAGUAUUUCAGCAAAAAUAGCAAUAGUAGACAGAGAAAGAGGGGGAGGAGGAGAAACAGUUGUGUGGUUAAGUGGAAUGGAAACAGAGAUUGGUUUACUUUUUGACUUUGGGUUUUCCUGUGUAGAAAAGGGAGAAGAAUAGCUCUAUUUGUCUGAGCUUUCAGCAGAUUACUUUUUGUGAUCAGAAGAAGAAGAAAUCCUAUUCUCUUUUGGGGUUUCAUCAAAAGAAGAAGAAUACCAGUGUUUUUCUUGAAUUUCAGUGGCCCCAUCUGCUGAAACAGGAAGAAUAAGAAGCAAAGAUUGAAAGAGAGAGAAGCUUUAGAUAGAGAAAACCAGUGUUUUUCUUCAAUUUCAAUAGCCCCAUCUGCUGAAACAGGAAGAAUAAGAAGCAAAGAUUAAGAGAGAGAAGCUUUAGAUAGAGAGAGCCAGUGUUUUUCUUCAAUUUCAAUAGCCCCAUCUGCUGAAACAGGAACAAUUAGAAGCAAAGGUUGAACCAAGAAGAAUAAGAAGCAAAAAGAGAAGCUUUAGAUAGAUAAAUAGAGAGAGAGAUAUCUAGGGUCCGAGCCUACAAUGUCGGUGCCAUUAGAGCAGUUUCAGCCACCCCCUCUUGCCAUGAACCAGGAUGCCUCGGCUUCUCAGUCCAGCAAUGGCUCUGUAGGCCCUGUGAUCAUUGCUCUCGCCAUUAUCGCCAUUUUAGGAGUAAUCGCAGUGAUGAUUGGUCGGCUUUGCGGAGGCGGAAGGUUCAGAGGAGAAACGUAUGAUUUCGAAGGAUGGGUCGAACGAAAGUGUGCUUCUUGUAUUGAUGGGAGGAUCCAAACUUCGAGCUCCAUUAAUGGGGGAAACACAGGUACCGCUGACAGUGGAAGUGGAGGCUCUGUUCCUCUUGCAAUACCAAUUGAGAUCCCAACUGAGACCAAACAAACAGAGCAGCCUUCUCAAAAUUCAGCUGCAACCCCUGCUUCUUAAGAGGUUGGGUUCUUUUCUUUUUUCCUUUUUCUUUGUUGUUUUUGUUUCUCUCUCUAGAUUUCUUAUUUUGGUUCUGGUUUUUGAGUUUUUGAGUCAUUUGAUCUCUCUCAUGGCGUUUUUGAUGAGUUGGUUGUUGUAAUUUGUAAUGGAAAGAGGAGUUCGGAGGAGAAGAGGAGGUUGUAAGAUAGGAUUUUUUUUUGUUGUAUGUGUUUUGGAAGCUUUUCUUGCACUUUGGCCCAUCUCUGACCUCCUCUCUCAAGCUUUAAUUCAGUAAUUUGGAGUCUUGCCAAACUAAAAUUUUUGUUGGUCAUUUGGAAAUUCUCUCUUGGAAUAGUACUCUUCCACUUAAAAAAAAA